Molecule: messenger RNA, 2187 nt
Organism: Haliotis rubra (blacklip abalone)
Lineage: Eukaryota; Metazoa; Mollusca; Gastropoda; Lepetellida; Haliotidae
Product: nuclear receptor coactivator 5-like
Exons: 10
Coding region: 37-1932 (631 amino acids)
Molecular function (GO): RNA binding
Source: RefSeq, a predicted model, not a curated record
UAUUUGUCAUUUUACGCAGUUGAAGCAUUAUCCUCAAUGCCAAGAAGUCCUUACCGACGCCGAAGGAGCAGCAGUAGCUCUUCCUCCUCCAACUCAUCAGCCAACAAAAAUGCUAGAAACCAAAAUAAGCGGAACAGAUCCCGCAGCAAGAGCCCUCGACAUCACAGAGGACAAACUUCUCUGGGACGAGGAUCCAAGAGUAGAGAGUCAAGUCGCCAACGAAAACGUUCAGUCAGUCCCGUGCCAGAACGACCAAUAGCUAGUGAUGACCCCAAGUAUUUGAAUGCAAGGAUCUUUGUUGGACACCUGCCAUCAGACCGAAUAACUAGGGAGGAAUUAGAGAAGCAUUUUCUUCCGUAUGGGAAUAUUCUGGAUGCGUCUGUGCAUCCAAGGGGUUAUGGAUUUGUCCAAUUUGUUAAAGAAGAGGAUGCCAGAAAUGCUGUUGCAAAAGAGCAGAGAUCAUUAAUUAAAGGGUCCUUAGUCGACGUGAAGAUGGCGGCAGAUGGUCGACGAGACCGUGUCAUGGUUCGGGAGCGCAGGCGUUCUCCUCCUCCAUUUGCAGAACAUCCAGCAGGUUAUCCAAGAGAGCGGGAACGUGAGCCCCCAGUGAGAGGUCCCCCUAUUGCUCGAGAUCGAUCACCAGUAAGAGAUCCUUAUGAUGACCGAUACAGAGACCCGUACCGAGAACCCAGAGACCCAGCAAGGCCACCUCCACCACCACCAAGAGACGCUCGAGACCCUUAUUAUGAUGACCCCUAUAGACGACCACCACCACCAGACCCCUACUAUGACAGAUAUAGAGAUGACCCGUACAGACGUGACCCAUAUGCUGCUGACCCUUACAGGGAUCCAUACAGGGACCCAUACUAUGACCCUCCACCACAGAGGAAGCCACCACCAGCCCCGGCUGAGUGUGUUGUUGUUAUCAUGACCAACAAACUCCGAACAUACGCUGAGACCAUUGAACAUCAGGUGAAGACUUUGAACCUCAUCACAGAUACAGUUGUGAUCCCAGAAGAUAGAACACUGGCUCAGCAGAUUGAGGAUAUUUCACAUCGUGGAGGCUUGUUUGCCAUUGUCAUCAACAGUCAGAAUGAAAUUCAUCACUCUCUCACCCUGAACAUUUUGCAUGGAAGCCCACAAGAACACAGGAAUAUGCCCGUUGAAGAUGCUGUAAGCCUUGUUGGCCGCAGUUUUGAGAAAUAUGUGCAGUCGCUGAAAGAGAAAGCUGCUGGUGCGGCGACCCCUGCUGCUUCUGCUCCCGUAGCCGCACCUGCCCCAGGGGCACGGCCACCCCCAUUCUUACCCCCUUCCAAAGAGGUGUCCUAUUUGCUUAACCUUCUGGCUGACAAUCGCCAGCUGACUCUGGAGGAGUUGGAUAAGAUAAUCAUGUACCUAAGAGAUAGGAGGGACAAGAUGAUUGAGUCAGAACGGAGACCAGUGGCAGGAGGAGAUGUUGGGUACCGUGAACCUGCACCAAGCUCACAGCUUCCUCCAGAGGAAGGUCUGCUUCAGCAACAACAGCAACAAGAACUUCAGACCAAGAUCCUCAGCAUUCUCAAUGGUAGUGGACAGUCAUCUGCAGCAGGAGUUCCUCAAACUCACAUGUCAAGCCAUGGUCAACCUCCCCCAGUAGCCCCAGCCUCAGGGUCUGGCAAUAUGAAUACAGCGCUCAUCAACUUUGACAACCCAAGUGUUCAGAAGGCUCUUGACAACCUGAUUCAGAGUGGCCCGAAUCUCUUGAGGAACAUCAGUGCUGCCUCAAGUACCCAGAGUGGCCAGACAGCUUCAGGCCCUCAUAUGGCGAGGGACCUGUCUGGCAGAGCUAGUUUGCUGACCCCCCCAGGUGUCCCUCGCCCAGGUUACCCACAGCAAGGCAUGGUUGCAGCACCCCAAGCUAGAGGAAUGCCAGGCGCUCGUCCACGAUACUAAUAUCACACCACAGCUUCUGAAACUGUUCAAAGGUGCAGCCUUCACUGUACAUUAACUCAUGUCAUUGUGUUUUAUGUCAACUGAAUCAUGGUUAGUGUCUUGUCAUUUUGUCAUAUUCAAAUCUUUUUUUCUCUUUUAAUGAAUCUGUUAUGUUUCACAUUCGGUAUUUUAGCAGGAACGUGAUGAUAUCACUUAAAUAGUCUCAAGGAGUACAAGCUGUAAUUGUUGCAAUUCAAUAAAAUAAUAAUAAUACUG